Messenger RNA from Postia placenta MAD-698-R-SB12, 729 nucleotides. RefSeq lists its product as hypothetical. The coding region runs from base 1 to 729 and encodes 242 amino acids. The transcript has 4 exons. The record is from RefSeq and is a predicted model, not a curated record. NCBI's taxonomy places the organism in Eukaryota, Fungi, Basidiomycota, Agaricomycetes, Polyporales, Adustoporiaceae.
AUGUGCGGCUUCUUGGGUAAGGGCUUCAUGGUGCCGUUCGCAGGUGUAGCGGUGGACAAUGGACGCGAUGGGGAUCGCGUCGCUGGGCGCGAAUUUGAGGUCGACGCAAGGUCUCUAUCCGGCUCCAGACUAGAGUGGCGUGCGUGUAUGGUAACAGAAGCCCCGCUCAAAGGCAUGGGGUCGUGGCUUGCAGCAGCGUCAAGAGAGCGGGACCGUCUUUUCUUGGAACGCGAGCGGGCAGACGCGCGCGAGAAAGACGCGGGUAUCCCGCUCCAUUGGUUCUAUAUCCAAGUCGACAGGGUGUGGAUGAGGGCAAUUGGCAUACUCUGGGUAAACGAAUCUCUGGUCCUCGGCCUCUUCCGUCUGUACACAGAACAGCCCCGUAUGAGCGCGUUUGUCAAAGAAGGCAGCGUUGUUCGGAACGUCAAGGCUGACCUGUUCGGACGAGAUGGAAUGGACGCGUUGCAACUUGCUCGUGGAGCAGAUGAAAGCGCGAAACUGCGUGCUGAACCACUUACAUCUUUGGACAACCUCACACGGGCAGCGUCAAUCAAACCUAAACUUCCCUCUGCUCGCUCGUGCUUUGCGUUCCGUGCAGAUGCGCGAACAAUGUGCGAGCGGGAAUCGAGCAGCGAGGUGGAAGGCGUGGAGGGUUCCGGGGACGACUCACUGGAAUGUAUGUCUACCUGGUCCGCAGGCAUUAUUGAGAUCACUGAUGUCGAUCUGUAG